AAAAAGGCAAUAUUCAGAAUGAGAAAUCUGUGUUGGCUGUUUGUGAUUAUUUGGGUAUAUAAACAAACACAUGAGGCUUCUAUGAGAAGCUACCAUUAUCCUCUGCACACAGUGUUCUUGAGAUUUUGGCCGACACAGAAUCCUGGGGAGAUGGAACUUGACUACCUGAUGGACUUCGAGGACUACUUCCCCUCCAUGAUUGCGCGAAUGGGGGCAGAAGGAUUCAUCGGAGAACUCUGCAACGGCUUUCGCUUGCUCAUGGACGUUAACAAAGGCCUCAUCACCUUCGAGAGCUUGAAGAUCAACUGUUACUUGCUAGGUUUGGAUGUGAGAGACGACGAACUGGUGGGCAUGCUAAUGGAGGGUGAUUUGGACGGAGAUGGUGCUCUUAGUCAAAUGGAGUUCUGCAUUCUCAUGUUUAGGCUCAGUCCUUGUUUGAUGGAUUCACCUAAAAUCUGCACUACUCAGGUUGGUGCAGACCCCAUGCUCAUCUAGAAUCUAAUGUAAAAAAACUGUUACUACUGUUACUGUUACCAUCAUUACUCUUAAUUAACACCACUACUUCUUACCUACUUCUCUUUCUUCCGUUUUUCUCUUUCUCAGUUACAUAGUUAGCAUAAGAGAAUUCAGAGAAGUAGAAUUCAUCUUGUUGUUGUGACUUUCAUAAAUCUUAGUUAUGUCAUUCAAUGUUCUUCGGAACACAAAAAUGGCCUUCCAUCUGUAGUUUCUCUCUCUCUCUCUCUCUCUCUCUGUCUAUAAAGUAACGUUGAUGAAUGAUUGUUGUCACUGUUAACUAUUA
Molecule: messenger RNA, 799 nt
Organism: Vigna unguiculata (cowpea)
Lineage: Eukaryota; Viridiplantae; Streptophyta; Magnoliopsida; Fabales; Fabaceae
Product: calcium-binding protein PBP1 pseudogene
Source: RefSeq, a predicted model, not a curated record